Messenger RNA from Diaporthe citri, 4605 nucleotides. RefSeq lists its product as uncharacterized. The transcript has 6 exons. Gene Ontology annotation, molecular function: ATP binding; ATP hydrolysis activity; ABC-type transporter activity. The record is from RefSeq and is a predicted model, not a curated record. Gene Ontology annotation, biological process: transmembrane transport. Bases 1 to 4605 code for a protein of 1534 amino acids. Lineage: Eukaryota; Fungi; Ascomycota; Sordariomycetes; Diaporthales; Diaporthaceae. Gene Ontology annotation, cellular component: membrane.
AUGACGACGCGUCAUGACGACCUGAAGGCCGCGGCUGCCGGUGGUGAAGCCUUGCUGGUUGCGCUUCUGUCUAUCCCGGUCGUUGUUCAUUUCUUCGCCAAGGCAAGACUGUUCAAAUCUAACGGCUAUACGACCAUCUCGGGCUUUUACGAGGAUCGCGAUGGAGAGGCUACCGAGAAGUCUACUCAUGAGUAUUCGGACCUGCUGCCUCGCGUGGGUGCAUGGCUGAGCUCGGCUCUUGGGCUGGCAGCCUCGAUCGUGGCAGGUGUAUUGUACCAUCAUGGAGGCUCAUCAUCUGGGUUCCUUAAUUUCCUGAGCAGAUGGGCAGAUGUGACUGCCUGGGGGUUCAUAUUCUUCCAAACCGUCUUUCUCCCGCGCAGAGUGCUGAUCCUCGCUUCUCUGGUCUACCGAAGCAAGUUUGGAUAUGUUCUCAGGGCUUCCGAACCCACGCGGCUUGCUCAAGGCAUCUCGUUCUCAUGGAACAGCUUCGUCUUUGAUAUCUCCAAGCAGCGACAGCUGGAGAUGGAAGAUCUUCCAAGGCUUGACUACCUUACCCGCUCACGCAAUCUACACGAUAUGUUCACCGCCCGCGACGGCAGUGGGAGACUUUGGUGGCGGCUACUCAAGUUCCACUGGAUUGAACUCGCUCAGCAAUGGUGCUUGGUCUUCAUUUCUGCCGUUCUUGCUCUGAUUCCAAACUACAUGAUGUACAACCUUCUAGGGCGACUGGAACAACCCAGCACGCCUGAUUCGAGCAUCGCGGAGACUUUGGCCUGGGCGCUCGCUCUGUGCCUCAGCCUUUCACUCGACAACAUAGUCGGUAGCCUUCUGAGCUGGUGGACGAAUAGCCGACUGGUCAUCCCUCUGGGGGCUGUGCUGCAAACUUUGGUGUUUGACAAGGCAAUGAAGGAGCACGAAACGGCCAUGCCACCCCCACGCACUCAGGACCAGGACGACCAAAAGGCUGAUUCGAAGGACAAGAGCGACAAGGGAGAUGCAGGACCAAAAGGGCAAGGGAAAGAGAAGAAGGACGAGGUCCGCCAAUCAGUGAUCAAUCACAUGAAACUCGACUCAGGCCGUGUCACCAUGUUCUGCAGCUUCAACUACUAUCUGCCUCUGGCUGUAGUCAAACUCAUUCUCGCUGGCGGCUUCCUCGUCACUAUUCUCGGCUGGAAAGCAGUCGUUGCUGGGCUUGGAUCCGCCGCGUUGGUGAUUCCUCUGAAUACCUGGAUGUCGAAGAAAUACGCCAAGAUCCAGUUUGGUCUCAUGAGAUACCGGGACGGCAAGGCCCAUCUCCUGACGGAGGCCCUGCAAGGAAUGCGGCAGAUUAAGUACUCGGCUCUCGAACAGCAUUGGGAAGACAAGAUCCUCAAGUCCCGAAACGAGGAGUUGGCACAGUAUUGGAAAGCCUCACUGUUCAUGUGCGGUGUCAUGCUCAUCAUGAAUCUUGGCCCCCUCCUUCUUGCGUGCGUGUCGCAGAGCGUGUACGCGUGGGAACAAGGUGGCAACAUCAAAGCCUCGGUCAUUUUCGCUUCACUCGGACUGUUUGAUCAGCUUGACGAAGCAACGGCACUGCUGCCCAUCCUCCAAGUCUACAUGAUGGAAGCCUGGACUUCGUGCGUUAGGCUCGAGAAAUACUUCUCACAGCCCGACAAGGCGCCUGUUGCUGUUUCUGGAGAGACCAUCGUUUUCGACAAUGCGACUGUCGCUUGGCCGAAGAAGGAGGACCCUGACGGAGCGCCUGAGACGACAGAAGAACGCUCUAUGCUGCGAGAUGUGUCGCUCAGCUUUCCCGAGGGAAAAUUCAGCAUCAUAGCUGGAAAGACGGGUUCGGGAAAGUCUCUCCUUUUAGCGGCGAUACUUGGCGAAGUCAAACUUCUUUCCGGGACUGUGAAGACCCCGACACCGCCCGCUGAGGAAGAGCUGGACGAAGCCAAGCCCAUCCCGCAAGAGGAGUGGCUCAUCCCGUCCCUGACCGCCUUCGUCUCCCAGACUCCUUGGAUAGAGACUGGAACCGUCAGAGAGAACAUCAUUUUCGGUCUUCCUUUCAUCGAGUCGCGCUACCAGGAUGUCCUGCGCGCCUGUUCCUUGGAGAAAGAUGUCGAGCUUCUUAUCGAUGGAGAUGAAACAGAGGUCGGGCCAAAGGGUGUGACGCUCAGCGGCGGUCAGAGAUGGCGUGUUGCCCUUGCUAGGGCUCUGUAUUCUCGCGCGGGUAUCAUGAUCUUGGAUGACGUCCUCUCUGCAGUGGAUGCUCAUGUCGGGCGAUGCAUAGUAGACCUCGCGCUGACGGGAGAGCUGGCAGAAGGGAGGACCAGGAUUCUGGCCACACACCACGCAGAGUUGUGCAUGCCGAAAGCCAGUUACCUCGUACGGCUCCAGGACGGCCGAGUAGAGAGCGCUGAGGCUAUCACGCCUACUGACACCACUAUCGCCUCCUCAAGCGGGUCAAAACGCUCUUCCAUCCACGACAUCAGCGAGACUCAGACCAUGAUCGAUGCUCAAGAGAGCCAGAUUUCCUCCGAGGAAACAACCGUUGUUGGGACAGAACAACCCAAUGGAAACAAGCAGAAGUCGAGCAAGGAAGACGAGGAAAAGCGCGAGACUGGUCGCGUCAAAUGGAAGGUGUACAUGACAUACCUCCAAGCCAGUAGAGCACCGAUACUUUGGUUCUUCGUCAUCUUCUUCAUUGUGUCCGGCGGACUCGCUAGUAUCGGUCGUGUCUGGAGUUUUAAGAAACUCACAGAUGGGUCGUCCGCUGAGGAGACGAGUAACUUCUCGGCUACAUUCAACCGUUACGACAACUCGAGAGUCUUCCUGCAGGAUCCCCAGAAGGGCAUGCUAUACUCCGAGGUGGUACCACAUAGCAUACACACAGCUGCGGAGGGCCACUCCAUCUGGUUUUGGAUUGGGAUGAGUGUGGUGUUCUAUGUGUUGAUGGUCGUGCUUCAGGUUGCUCGGAGCAUCACAAUGACAGCAAUUGGGCUUCGAACCUCUCGGGUCCUAUUCGAGAGGAUGACCCAUGCUAUCCUUCGAGCGCCGCUCCGCUGGGCCGACAGUGUCCCAGCUGGCAGAAUCUUGAACCGCUUCACGUCUGAUGCUUUCAUGGUCGACAGGCGCCUGCCCGGUGAUCUGGCCAACUUUUUGCACAGCAGCUUCUCGCUCGUCGUUACUAUCGCGGCUAGCUUGUCUGUGUCUCUUUGGGUGAUCUUUGCAGGCAUUCUCCUCAUGUUUGUCUACGCCCGGGUUGCGAGCAAGUACAUUAAUGUUGCCCGCGAGGUGAAGAGACUCAAUUCCAUCUCUCACUCCCCGAUCUACGACCAAUUUGGCUCUGUCCUGUCAGGUCUCUCAACAAUCCGCGCCUUCCAUCGCACGAACUUUUACAUGGAUCGGAUGUACUCGUGGAGGCUGACUGCGCUGCUCUCAAGCAUGACGUCCCUGGAACUAAGCUUCAACGCAGCUGAGCGUGUUAUUGAAUACUCUGAGAUCGAGACUGAGCCAGAGGAUGGGAAGGACGCACCUGCCGCAUGGCCAGCCGAGGGCAGAAUUGAGGUUGAGAAGCUGUCCGUCGCUUACAAGGACAGCCUUCCACCUGUAUUGAAGAACCUCAACUUCGUGGUCAAGCCAGGUGAACGCAUCGGCAUUGUUGGAAGGACCGGCGCCGGAAAGUCGACCUUGGCGUCUGUCUUCUUCCGCCUACUCAAGCCGCGAGAGGGCUCUGUUGUCAUCGACGGCAUCGACAUCGCAGACCUGAAGCUUACGCAGCUGCGCAGCCGGCUUGCAAUCAUUCCUCAGGAUCCCUUCCUCUUUUCAGGAUCAUUAAGAUCCAAUCUUGACAUGGACGACACAAAGGAGGACUAUGAGCUCCAGACGACAUUGCAGAGCGUCCACCUCGCCAGGCCGCAGCCAGUCAAUACUGAGAGGCCUUCGCAGUACCCAGUGGUGUCCACUCACGAGGAGACGGUCGUCUCAACCACAGAGGCCAUUCCAGAACCACCAAACCAUGAGACCCCAGUCACUGGUGCCGCAGUCGAGAAUGCCGACGGGGCGCCCUCUACAGCCGUCGUCACCACUACAGAGACGGAGUCCUCUGACAGUACCGACAUCUUCAACAACCUAUCCAUGGAUAUCAGCACUGGAGGUGGCAAUCUCUCCCAGGGGCAACGUCAGCUUGUGUGCCUCGCGCGAGCUCUUCUCGCCCGCCCCAAGAUAGUGGUCAUGGACGAAGCCACAUCGGCCGUCGACCGGGCCACAGAUGCCGCGAUCCAGUCCAGCCUUCGGGACGCCUUCGCUGCCGCCGGCUGCACCGUGUUGGUGAUUGCCCAUCGUCUGAGCACUGUUGCGGACUUUGACAAGAUCCUGGUCCUGGAGAAGGGCCGGAUGGCGGAGAUGGGGUCUCCGAGGGAGCUGCUCGAACAGGGGAUGAAGAGAGACGAGCAGAAGAAGCCCGAGGAUGCCGGGGAGGGCAAUGGAACAGGGAAACAAAAUGGUGACGGUGAGACCGGGCCAGAUGAGGCCGAGGAUGGCACGGGGGCAUUCUGGGACUUGGUCCAGAGCAGUGCGGAGAAGGACAAGCUGGUUGAGAUGAUUGGGCAAUGGGGAUGCUGA